Molecule: messenger RNA, 453 nt
Organism: Paracoccidioides brasiliensis Pb18
Exons: 1
Coding region: 1-453 (150 amino acids)
Source: RefSeq, a predicted model, not a curated record
AUGUCAAUCCGCAACCGUCUAGCUCAGCAGUUAAACCUACCUCAGACCUACAAGGAAUUCCUGCGCGUUGUCCAGCAAUUAGCUUUCAAUUCCUCCUAUUCAUCCUUGCCACAUGCUUCUCAGCAGAUUGAUCGCCCAGCUCGCCAUGAUCGCCCUGAAUCUAUGGACCUGAACCAGAUUAAUGCUUUCAACUUUUCACAUGAUUCUCCACCGCGCGCCCCAUCAAUUUCAUCUUCUCAACGGGAGAAAUACCGUCAAGAAGGCUGUUGUGUACGAUGUGGAUCUAAUGAUCAUUGGGUUGAAAACUGUCAUUUCCGUCCACAUUCUCCUAAGCCCUAUCGCCGUCAAACUGCCAAACGAAUCCCAGCUCCUAAUCAAGGAUCUGAUGACGACGACUCGGAUGUUAGUGAGAUAUGGAAGGAAACAUAUAAGAAUCUGGUGAAUGAUAGCUAA